AUGUAUGUGAAAUGGUUUGAUACAGUAAUGUUAUACUAUGUGAUUUUAGUGAUUGUAGGGAAUGUCACUUUUUGUAAUUUUUUAAUUUCCCACCGUUCCGUCCCCGUACGUCCUGACGCUCACAGGGGACGGAACCCAGAUGACAGAUGCUGCCAUCCGCCGGAUUACAUUGCUGGGGACACUGCAGGAGGGACAUCGCGGGACCGCAGGACAAGGUAAGUGAUCGAGGGAUCGUUGAGCAGCGCCGGUAGCCAGUAGCUCGGGGUUACCGCUUGUGCUACACUCGGGAAUACCGCCAGGGAGGUUAAACUA
Staurois parvus is the source of this 312-nucleotide messenger RNA. Lineage: Eukaryota; Metazoa; Chordata; Amphibia; Anura; Ranidae. The record is from the annotation of a GenBank genome assembly.